Molecule: messenger RNA, 2095 nt
Organism: Sinocyclocheilus anshuiensis
Lineage: Eukaryota; Metazoa; Chordata; Actinopteri; Cypriniformes; Cyprinidae
Product: roundabout homolog 2-like
Exons: 12
Coding region: 1-1989 (662 amino acids)
Source: RefSeq, a predicted model, not a curated record
AUGGGCUGCUACACUGCCAUUACCGACCGUCGUCCUGGUCUGCUGAAUGCCAGUGAUUCGGGAUACCCCUGGCUCGCUGACUCCUGGCCGGCCACCAGUCUGCCUGUGAACAGCGGUUCUGGAGGACCCAACGACCUCAACAACUUCGGCCGUGGAGACGUGAUGCCCAGUGCCCAGGCCGAUAAGACGGGCACCAUGCUUUCAGACGGAGCCAUUUACAGCAGCAUUGACUUCACCACCAAAGGUGGAUUCGGCAGUCCAAGCCCCGCCUCCCAGGCCACGCCCUACGCCACCACCCAGAUCCUCCAUUCCAACAGCAUUCAUGAGCUGGCUGUCGAUCUGCCCGAGGCCCAGUGGAAGACCUCCCUACAGGCCAGGCAGGAAAUGGCCAACCUGGGCUACUCACUGCCAGACAAGAACUCCUGCAACAACACACUCCUUUUCAUUCCUGACUACCGAUUGGCUGACGGAUUGUGUAAUAGAAUGCCGCACAACCAAUCACAGGAUUUCAGCACCACCAGCUCCCACAACAGCUCAGAUCGGAGCAACAGUCUGUCAGGUGGGAAAGGUGGAAAGAAGAAGAAGACCAAAACAAACGCCAAGCCCACCAAGAUGAAUGGCUUCAACUGGGCUAAUGUUCCACUCCCUCCCCCUCCUGUCCACCCUCUUCCAGGCACAGAGAUGGACUACUAUGCCUCAGAGCACCAUGACGGAGGAGGAUAUGAUAGUGAUGGUUGGGGCCCACCCUUGCCAGUGCAGACAUACCUCCAUCAGGGUUUAGAGGAUGAGUUGGAGGAAGAGGAAGAACGGGUGCCCACUCCUCCCAUAAGGGGCGUGGCCUCCUCCCCUGCAGCAGUUUCCUUUGGCAAACAGUCCACAGCCAUACUGAGCCCAUCCCCACGUGAAGAAAUACAGCCCAUGCUCCAAACCCACCUAGAUGAGCUAACCCGCGCUUACCAGUUGGACAUGGCUAAACAGACUUGGCACAUGCAGGGUGGGCCUUACGCGCCCCAGGCCCCCACGCCGCCUGUGGGUUACAUCUCCAGCACCCUAGUGUCCGAUAUUGAGACAGACCUUCCUGACGAAGACGACGAUGAGGAGGAGGAUGAAGGAUAUGAGAUGUCGCCACCAAUUAGGGGCAUCGAACACACGCCAGGCUCCAGCAUGGACAACCUAGACAGCUCUGUUACGGGCUCUAUGGUGAACGGUUGGGGCUCGGCUUCAGAAGAUGAUGACAGAAACUUCUCCAGCAGAAGGUCUAGUGCCGGCAGCUCCUCUGACGGCUCACUCUUCACCCAGUGCAGCUUUGCACGAGCUCUGGUGGCGGCCGCAGACAAGGCUGGUUACCGUCUGGACGGCACAAGUUUGAGCAAGAGAGAUAAAGGUCUACCUCAUAGACCUCGUCCCGCUAGCCCAUUCUCCACAGAUGGAAGCACGGUGGGCACACACAGCCUGGGUCACCAGCGGGCAGCAAGGCCCACCCGCAAACACAAAGGCCCUGGCACUGCCCCGCACCGCCGUGAUGCCAGCGCUGAUGAUCUGCCUCCACCACCAGAGCCUCCACCCUGCCAGACAGCUCGUGUCCAGGGGGUGAGGAACGUGCCCAACCCCUCUGACCGCAAGGCUUGCUCCUUGGAGAGGCAACCCAUGAUGGGCCUAGAGGAGAUGAAGAGUUCCUUGGACCGGCAGGCCCGAACCUCACUGGAGCGCCACCAACAUGCCCAGGAUAGACUGGGAUCCAUAGAUAGAGGAGAAGAGAGCAGAAGAGGACAGAAAAAUGGUCCUGUUUCAGAAGAGGCCAUAUUGCCAUACAACAAACCAUCAUUCCCAUCUCCUGGGGGCCACAGCUCAUCUGGGACGGCCUCUUCUAAAGGGUCAACGGGUUCUCGUAAAGGUGAAGGGACGAGGGGACAGCACCAGCGCUCCACCACGGAGCAGGGUGAAAGCAGCUACAUGGGGACCAACACGCAGUACUCUGGAGAGUUAUAGUGAGCCUUUUUGAUGGAAACUGAAGAAUGCCUUUAUCUGUUCUGGAAAUGCCUCACCUGCUUGGUGCAAUGAACUCGUGAAACGUUGGAAGGAAGAAGGAAAAAAA